UAUAUGUGCUCACCAAUGCUGACAUCAGCUGUCAAAGCAGAAAUGGCGUAUCGAUAAUGCUCUUCUCAAAUAUCGAACCAUCGCCACCAAAAUAUCGAUAUCAAAGCUAGUUGUGACCUUUUUGAAGCAAUUCCCGAGUAAAUACUAACAUGAAUUCUUUGGCCAGACUUGGGAGCUAUGUUUGCCAAAGUGUGCAAAUCGCCGGCUGUGGCUUGCAGCAAGUGCGCACAAAAUACGCCGACUGGCGAAUGAUUCGCGAUGUGAAACGGCGCAAGUGCGUCAGCGAGCAUGCCAAGGAACGUUUGCGGGUAAACUCGCUACGCAAGAACGACAUAUUGCCUCUUGAGCUGCGUGAGGUGGCCGACGCAGAGAUUGCCGCCUUCCCAAGGGAUUCAUCAUUGGUUCGUGUGCGAGAACGUUGCGCGCUUACGUCACGUCCGCGCGGAGUGGUCCACAAAUAUCGUCUCAGUCGAAUCGUGUGGCGUCACUUGGCGGACUACAACAAGCUGUCGGGUGUGCAGCGUGCAAUGUGGUAGAAUUAAGCUGUUUUGUUUCCCUUCGUUUCAUUUAGCAUUGUCACAAGCUAUACAAAUAAAUACAUAAAUCUAAUUGAA
Molecule: messenger RNA, 614 nt
Organism: Drosophila grimshawi
Lineage: Eukaryota; Metazoa; Arthropoda; Insecta; Diptera; Drosophilidae
Gene: mRpS14
Product: 28S ribosomal protein S14, mitochondrial
Exons: 2
Coding region: 150-536 (128 amino acids)
Biological process (GO): translation
Cellular component (GO): mitochondrial small ribosomal subunit; ribosome
Molecular function (GO): structural constituent of ribosome
Source: RefSeq, a predicted model, not a curated record